Molecule: messenger RNA, 5199 nt
Organism: Cinara cedri
Lineage: Eukaryota; Metazoa; Arthropoda; Insecta; Hemiptera; Aphididae
Source: the annotation of a GenBank genome assembly
CGCGACCGUCGUUCCGAACAGCCGUCCCCGCGCGCGUUACCGUCACCGUCCGCGAAACUCCUCCGUUCCGACGCGUGUUCGCGGGACUCCGUGGUGCGCCGAUCCCGGUUGAAAAAUACUAUACACGAGGAGUCGGUCGGACGCGUAAAACGUGAGUACAAUACCGUCCGGUCGGGCGAAACACGAUAAUUCGAGACGCCCGUAGACGCGACUGCGUGGUAAGGGGAUGGGGGUGGGGGUCUUGCAUCUUAUUUCGUCCGCCGUCCGAAAAACGGAAGUUCGGCGGCGAAAGUCACUUUUCAGAGCCCGCGGUUUUCCACCGACACCGAACGGCGUACCUCCCGACGGACGGCCGGAGACGGUCUCCGGUUGCUCCGGUCGGCGGUCGGGUUCGGUCCGCCGCCGUUCUUGUAACACGCGGCCGAACAACCUCGCGGGAUCCUCUGCUCACAUCACCUCUCCCCCCCCUCCCCCCGAAAAGCCCCCAACAAGACGCGUUUUGUAGUGGGCGUAGCGUAAAGUUAUGCGUGUCCGUAACCGAUUGAAAAUACAAAUUAAACACCUAAUAUGCGGACAACGCGUGCGCGUGUAAGCAAUUGAAGGAAGUUAAGAGUUACGAUACAUUUUUACACAAAUAAAACGUGUUGUUUGUUCGAGUAUUGUGUGUGUCGUACAAGGGGCGUUACGGGGAUGUUGCCUCUGCGGGGCUGCGACGUGUCUACAGUUUUAUCACCCCCUCCCCACCCCCGGAUUGGCGGUCUAGUUGCGCCCGCGAAGACGCCCCCUUCCCACCCAGUAUACCUAACAACCCCCCCCCCCCGUUCACGAACGACUUAAUGGUACGAAAUAAGAAUUCCUACGUGGCUCCGCAUCAAGUUUCAAACUACUGAUUACGUUUGAGUCAAAUUGCUGCAUGAGCAGUUCUGUCUGUCCGCGUGGAAAAUUUCCUCGGCCAUGGAUCGUUUCCCGAGCGGUUUUCAUUGAAAAAUUGCGGAAAACCGGGGGAGAAAAACAGCCGAAUACGACCGGGCGUUACCCGGUUUCAUAUUUUGUUUUCAAAUUUUUGGUUUUUAUUUUAUUUUUUUUCCUACCGGAAGUCCGAAUAUUUCAUAAGAGCGCCCCGUUUUCCGAAUGAAAUAUUUGUUUAUCGGGCGGGGGCAACGUGAGAGAGUUUAUGGAAACGACGGUUUCAUUAUUUUCAGGUUUUUUUUUUUUUCCUAUCAAAUAACUUCCAUCUGGCCGGCUUGAGACCUACAACGGUACGUACACACACUCGCCGGCAGUAUCGGAUCUUUUUCCAUCCUCGUGUAGUUCGCUGUUCGUUUCUUUGUUUUUUUUUUUUUAUUCUCGAACACGAAGCGCGUUGGUCUCUCCCCGUCAGUACCCGGCCGACGGACUCUCGGUUAUUUUAAUACGCCCAACCGUGUACGAUUUAUUCCCGGAAUCGACGCCGGCGCGAUAACAUUGAAUUAUUGCGACGACAGUCGAAACCCGACGUUUAUCACCAGUAUAGACCGCAGGCAUAAUGGACCGAAUGAUUGUGUCCGCAACGGACCGAUUACGUUUGUAACGUCCGCGUAAGAAAAACGAAUCGGAUAAAAACGCCGAUAAAAAUUGCGUUUGGGUCCGUCGUACCGUUUUUAUCGUCGCGAAGAUAAUAAUUAAAAAAAAUCCGAACGAACGAGUAACCCGUGGUUUUUUUUUGUUGUUGUUAUUAUUUCGUGUCGAACACGAGAAAAUCAAACGCGCCCAGCUAACGUUACGGACGCCGAAUAGCAAUUCGUACAGACGCCCCGGGCGAGUAACGAUUUUUUUUUUUUUUUUUUAUUCCGCGCUCAUUCCGCGCGCCCCCACGCGAUAACGACAAACGACGGUUCCGGAUUUCCGCGUCGUCGUUACAACCGUACAAUUGUUGCGUUUUUUUUUUUUCAUCCGCAGAAUGGUUCCGGCCGCGACCAUUUUACUGCUUUGGACGUGGACGUUGGCGAGCUUCACCGACGGGCUGGACAACGGACUGGCGCUGACCCCGCCGAUGGGAUGGCUCGCGUGGCAACGGUACAGGUGCAUCACGGACUGCGAAACGUACCCGGACGACUGCGUCAAGUUAGUACGGUUUCGCUGAACGAACAACCAAACGACGUCCGUAGAUUCGUUUCGGACGGCCCCGCCCCGUCGACAAUCAUUGUUACGUUGCUCCCUUAACGACUCCCCCCCUCCCCCCCGGGGGGGCCAAAGUCGAUGCCAUUAAAGCGGUUCUUUUUUGUUUUUUCCCCUUUGUCAACGCGACUGAACGCUAGCUGGCCACCGGUUUCCAAAUCAAAAUGUUUACGCUUUCGCCCGCAGCCCUACGUUUUUAUGAUAGAUCCGCGAAUCCGGCCUCGUUUCGUUCUCGGUAACGUCAAACCGUUGUACGAACAUCUGACGUGCCGCCCGACGGUGGCGCGUUUGGGGUUUCGCCGUGCGGGAUGACACUGAACUCUGACACGUAUUUCAUAGUAAUAUGCGCCUACCUACAAUAUUAAAUCUAUACAAUUUUUAUGACAGCGAUUUGUUAAUACUAUUAAUCGUUGAAAUAUUAAAGCAAUUAUUAUUAUUAAUUAGCCAAUCAAUUUUACGUAAACUGUUCUGAAAAUAAGGAAACGAAGAAUAUCGUUUGUAUCAAAGUGGUUCGGAUCGGUUUCGGUUUUUGACGAGGAAACGUACUUGCUGUUGUUUUUUUUUUUGAUUCAUUUACAUUGUGCCAACACGUUUUUGAUUUUUCUGACGAAGAGGUAGGAAAUUCGAAUUUAAAAAAUUGGUAUACGUUCGAAUAAUGGCUUCCAAAACAAACGUCAAUGGGGAAACUUAUAUCCACAUCUUAACGCCGCUGGUACCCAACAACAUAUUAUGUCAACUGAUUUAGGGAUGUUUUAGUCCGAAAUCUGAAUUCGAAGAGUAUGUAUACACGGAUUCGAGCUUUUCAAUAAAAGUUGUUUAUUUUUUUAACCGAGCAAUAUUCAAAAUGGCUAGUGAAUAAAAAAUGUACAAUUUUUUUCAUUAAUUGAUAAUAGCCAACUAUUUAAAAUACAAUCUUUACUGUGUACUAUUUAUGAACUGUCUUCACUAAACAUCAUAUAGGUUGAUUAAACAAAUAUGCCGAUAAACUACAGAAACAAUUUGAAUUAGAAUAAUACAAAUAUUAACAUUUCCAAUGAUUACCCUAAUAAGUUUCUUUUUGACAAUUAAAAUUGUUCACAGUGAAAAAUUGUUUAUGCAAGCAGCAGAUUUAUUGGUUAGUGAAGGUUACGCAGAAUUGGGCUAUAAAUAUGUCAUUGUUGAUGACUGCUGGUUAGCCAAAAACAGAUCGGCCGAUGGGAAAUUAGCAGCAGACCCGAUCAGGUUCCCAAGCGGUAUUAAAGCAUUAUCAGAUUAUGUGAGUACUCCUGAAAUAUUGUUGAUUUUUAAGUUAAAUUAAUUCAAUCGCAAUGGUUUGCCAAUAGGUGCACGGUAAAGGUCUUAAGUUUGGGUUAUAUGAAGACUGGGGCACUAAAACAUGUGCAGGAUAUCCAGGUGUCUUGGGACACGAAGAGUUGGACGCAAAAACAUUUGCCGAAUGGGAUGUAGAUUAUGUUAAACUGGACGGUUGCUAUUCAAAUGUUAGAAAAAUGGAUAAAGGUAACAUUCAAUAAUAAAUAUAGAAAGUCUUUAAUGUUCAUAUCAAUUACCUGUACUAUAGGAUACCCUGAAUUCGGAAGACAUUUAAACAACACGGGGAGACCAAUGGUGUAUUCUUGUAGCUGGCCUGCUUAUCAAGAAGAAAAAGGAAUGCUGGUAAGGGUGUAUGAACUCAAUAUAUUAAUGUUAAUAUCUACUAAGAAAAACUGUUUUAAUUUCAUUAUCAGAUUAACUACGCCUCGAUGGCUAAACAUUGCAAUCUUUGGCGUAACUACGAUGAUAUUGAUGAUUCGUGGGAAAGUAUGAUUAAAAUAGCAGAUUAUUUUGCACAAAAACAAGAGUUUUGGGCAAAAUAUGCUGGACCUGGACACUGGAAUGAUCCUGACAUGGUAAAAAUGUGUGACUAAAGAAUACAGAUAUGUAUUUUGAAUGUUUAUUUUUUAGCUUUUAAUCGGUAACUUUGGGUUGACAUAUGACCAAAGCAAAACACAAAUGGCAAUUUGGGCUGUGUUAGCCGCGCCAUUACUCAUGUCUAAUAAGUUAAAAGAAAUUCGCCCAGAGUUUAAAGAAAUUUUACAAAACAAAGAAAUUAUUAAGGUCAAUCAAGAUGCUCUUGGUAUACAAGGCACUAGAGUGUUUCGGGUGCGAUUGUUUUUCAGUAAUUAAAUUCACAUUUAUACAAAUUAAAUAUUAAUAUAAAUGCUUUUUAGGACAAGGGUAUCGAUAUUUGGUCUAGACCGAUUGAACCAGUUUACAGUGGAUACUAUUCUUAUGCAGUGGCAUUUGUAAGUCGCCGUGUAGAUGGUGCUCCUUAUCCGUACAACAUAACAUUAGAAGAUUUAAAUCUAACUAAUCCUAAUGGCUACAAAGUUAUUGUAAGUGUUAAUAUUUAUUUAAAUUUGUAUUACGCAAUAUUGUAUAUUUACAUUAAUCAUUUAUCUAUAACAUAAUUGUAUUAUGUAUUUAAGUAAUUUAUUAACUGUGUGAUUUUAGAAUCUUUUUGGAAAAGAAAGAGAUUUAUCUUGUACUUUUAGUCCAAAUUCUACAUUGAAAGUUCGAGUCAUUCCUUCAGGUAAUAAUAUAUUUUUUAUUUUGAAAUAAAACUAAGGGAUCUGUAGUGUUAAAUGCUGUUAUUAACUUUUUGAUUAAAACAUCAUAGGUGUUGUUUUCUUGAAGAUUAAAUCAAUUUACCCAGGAGACCAGGAAAAUUCAAUUCAAUCAUGUGAGGAGUACAACAAAAAGUAUUUCUACAAAUAAUAUAUUAAAAUAUCUUCAACACGAAACAAAUAAAUAUUAAGCUUUAGGCUGUAAAUAUAAAUAUUUAUAUAUAUAAAAACUUGUUGGCUCAAUAAAAAAUUAAAAUAUACAAUUUGUUCAGGAUGGAAGUAAAUUAACAAUAAGUAACUAAACAAAUCUGAUUUAUUUAUUUAAGUUUUAAGAUACAUUAUAAAUAUAUGAUUUAUUGUUUAUGGUAAUUGUCACAAUCAAAGUUCUUACUUGUUUCAUAUUUCUGGCACAUUGGAAUUCUCCGGCGAGUACAUUGCC